Messenger RNA from Corythoichthys intestinalis (scribbled pipefish), 2744 nucleotides. RefSeq names its product ATPase Na+/K+ transporting subunit beta 2a (gene atp1b2a). The record is from RefSeq and is a predicted model, not a curated record. Lineage: Eukaryota; Metazoa; Chordata; Actinopteri; Syngnathiformes; Syngnathidae. Gene Ontology annotation, molecular function: ATPase activator activity. Gene Ontology annotation, cellular component: sodium:potassium-exchanging ATPase complex. Gene Ontology annotation, biological process: sodium ion export across plasma membrane; intracellular potassium ion homeostasis; potassium ion import across plasma membrane. The transcript has 8 exons. Bases 131 to 994 code for a protein of 287 amino acids.
AGGCGCGCCGCAAGUGACGCCAUCCCCAGCCGUCCACUGUCGUUCUCGGUCAGUCUCCCUCAUCGCAAGAGCAUCUUCCUCGCCAUCGCCAUCUUCAUCCGCUCGACUCCUCUUCAUCGUCCGUCUCAUCAUGUCCGCCGCCAAGCAGGAGGACCGCAAAGGUUCGGGCGAGUGGCGCGAGUUCUUCUGGAACCCGCGCACGCACGAGCUGCUGGGUCGAACCGCUGCCAGCUGGGGUCUGAUCCUGCUUUUCUACCUGGUCUUCUACUUGUUCCUGGCCGGGAUGUUCACGCUCACCAUGUACAUCAUGCUCUUGACGCUGGACGACUACAAACCCACCUGGCAGGACCGCCUAGCUACCCCAGGGAUGAUGAUUCGUCCAAAAGGCAAUCAACUGGAGCUCACCUACUCCAUGUCCGAGUUGGAAAGUUAUAAGGGCUUUGUGCAAAGUCUGGACUCGUUUUUGUCCCAGUACGACGACAGCCAGCAGGUUCAGAUGAACGACAACUGCCCUCCUGAUCAGUACUUCAUCCAGGAAGACAGCGGAGAGGUUCGGAACAAUCCCAAGCGUUCCUGUCAGUUCAAUAGGACAAUGUUAGAGGAGUGUUCGGGGUCUACCGACCGUUUCUACGGUUACGGCCGAGGACAACCCUGCGUGCUGAUUAAACUCAACCGGGUGAUCGGGAUGUUUCCCGGAAAGGACGGACAGUCGCCUUUUGUCACUUGCGGAUCCAAAAGAGAGGACAGCGAUCAGAUGGGACCUCUGGCCUACUACCCUCCAAAUGGGACCUUCAACCUUAUGUAUUACCCUUAUUAUGGCAAGAAAGCUCAGGUGAACUACACCCAGCCGCUGGUGGCCAUCAAGUUUCUGAACGCCUCCCUCAACACCGACAUCGACGUGGAGUGUAAAAUCACCUCCAACACACUGGCCCCCGGCAGCGAGCGGGACAAAUUUGCCGGGCGCGUGUCCUUUAAGCUACGAAUCAACAAGUAGACGCGCAAACACGCCAGGCCGCCACCGCACUGCAACCGUGACUCUGACCACUCCUACUCCCCCUCCCACUUCACACGCAAAAUCGCUGACCAAUCGUCACAGUUUGACGUCAGCCCAGCAGAAUCUCAGCCUACCUGACCUCACCUCGAUCAAGCCCUUUAUUAUCUGUGUAUUUAUUAUUUAUGUAUUUUGUACACUCGCUGUUAACAUAUCCUGGAACUUUUGCCGGAAUUUCAAGUGUUUAAAUCAAUUUUGGUAUGUGGCAAUUUUUUUUUUCCUUUUGGUAAGUGGCAUUUUUUUGUGUAUAUGGCGUUUUUGCAGGCCAUGCACGUCCAUGCCUUUGACGGCUAUGCACGUCCAAAUUUUCCAUUCAUUUUAAAUGCCAGAAAAACACUUGUUGCCGUGAUUUUUGACCAUACACUUUACAUUAGAGCACAUUGACGUUCAGCUGACACCCAAGUCAGGCUAUGCAAAUCCAUUUUGCCACAUGGCAAAAUCAAUUUUGCCACAUAGAAAAAAAAAAAAAAAAAGCCACAUGGCAAAAUCCAUUUUGCCGCAUGGUAAAAAGAAUUGCCACAUGACAAAAUCCAUUUUGCCACAUGGAAAAAAAAUGCCACAUUGCAAAAUCCAUUUUUCCACAUGGCAAAAAAAUGCCACUUUGCAAAAAUAAAAUGCCACAUGGCAAAAUCCAUUUUGCUGCACGGUAAAAAGAAAUGCCACAUGGCAAAAUCCAUUUUGCCACAUGGCAAAAAAAUGCCACAUUGUAAAAUCCAUUUUGCCACAUGGCAAAAAAAUGCCACUUUGCAAAAAUGAAAAGCCACAUGGCAAAAUCCAUUUUGCCACAUGGCAAAAAAUGCCACAUGACAAAAUCCAUUUUGCCACAUGGCAAAAAAAUGCCACAUUGCAAAAUCCAUUUUUCCACAUGGCAAAAAAAUGCCACUUUGCAAAAAUAAAAUGCCACAUGGCAAAAUCCAUUUUGCUGCACGCUAAAAAGAAAUGCCACAUGGCAAAAUCCAUUUUGCCACAUGGCAAAAAAAAUGCCACAUGGCAAAAUCCAUUUUGCCACAUGGCAAAAAAUGCCACAUUGCAAAAUCCGUUUUGCCACAUAACAAAAUCAAUUUUUGCCACUAACCAAAAAAAUGCCACAUGGCAAAAUCAAUUUUGCCACAUGGCAAAAAAAAUGCUACAUGGCAAAAUCCAUUUUGCCACAUGGCAAAAAAAAUGCCACAUUGCAAUAUCCAUUUUGCCACAUGGCAAAAAAAGCCACAUUGCAAUAUCCAUUUUGCCACAUGGCAAAAAAAAUGCCACAUUGCAAAAUCCAUUUUGCCACAUGGCAAAAAAGUACCCCAUGGCAAAAUCAAUGUUGCCACAUGGCAAAUAAAACACCAUGUGGCAAAAAAAAUGCCACAUGGCAAUUAAAACGCGACGUGGCAAAAAAAAUGCCACGUGGCAAAAUCCAUUUUCCCACAUGGCAAAAAAUGCCACUUUGCAAAAUCCGUUUUGCCACAUGGCAAAAAAAUGCCACAUGGCAAAAUAAAAUACUCCAUGGCAAAAUCAAUUGUGCCACAUGGCAAUUAAAACGCCACGCGGCAAAAAAAUGCCACAUGGCAAUUAAAACGCCACUUUGGAAAAAAAAAAGCCACAUGGCUAGAUCCAUUUGCCACAUGGCAAAGACCACUUUUUGUUCCCAGCCCAGCUGGAGAAAUCAGCAUAACAUUAAGAUUUCAUAUCAUGUCAAAAAAAACAAAAA